ACAGCAGAUUAUUAUGGAUUAACGAAUUAUUCAUUAGUUAUAUUCAUUAUUUGUCAAUAUAGCGUAAACAACACACAAGGUAAAAUGUCACUAACACCAAUUUACUUAGAAUUACGUCGUAAGCUUAAUACAAUUCACGCACCUACUCGUAUAUCCCUGGACUGGUAAUUUGAAUUUCAUUCUAAAAUUUGAUAUACUUGCAUGCAGUGCAUCGAGCUACCCAGACAUUAAAUUCUAUAAGGAUAUUCAACUUGUUCAACCACAAUGGCAAACGAAGUAAGAAAAACUAAAAGUGGCCACACCAACCAUUGGCACCAAACAAAAGCGAAGGCUGUGGCUUUGGGUUUUUUUUGUCGGCACGUGUCAGAUAAAUCGAAGCAACGUGAAGUGCUUACAAGUUUUAUGGAAAAGAUGAAGAAUCGGAUGAAGAACGACAAAGAUGAACUAUCCAGAAAGUUGCAGGAGUAUACAAUCAAUGAGUGUCCUAGUCUACACACAAUAAGACCGAAAUCUCCUCCCCAAUCUACCCGUAAAAUACCGUACCCGGACGUUCCAACCUACGUGAAGGGCGCUGGAAAAAAAAAAGUUGGGUUUAAGAUUUUUCCCCCGAAAUUGAAAAUUUGA
Molecule: messenger RNA, 624 nt
Organism: Ruditapes philippinarum (Manila clam)
Lineage: Eukaryota; Metazoa; Mollusca; Bivalvia; Venerida; Veneridae
Exons: 3
Coding region: 265-624 (119 amino acids)
Source: RefSeq, a predicted model, not a curated record